CAUCCAUCGAUAAUUUCUUUAAUCCGUAAACCAAUGCAUUUUUUUCUUUCUGGAAAGAGCUUGAUUGCGACGUUUUUGACAAUCUGAUCCAUUCCUUCCACUGAGAUAGAUCCGUAGCGACUAUUUGAAGACGAAUUUCAAUCCCGCAGAAACGCAUUUUUGGAGAAGAAGCUCGUUUCUGUUCUGGUUUUGUGAGAUUUUGUUAUAGUUUUGCGAAAUGAGUUCGUCUAAGACAGUGAGGAAACUCCAAGUGGAGUCUCCAGUGCCUGCGGAUAUAGUCAUUGCCAAUUCUGUGGCGCCGCUGCACAUCGAUGAUAUUGCUAAAGAUCUCAACCUUAGCCCCACUCAUUAUGAUCUUUAUGGCAAAUACAAGGCCAAGGUAUUGUUGUCUGUUCUUGAUGAGCUUGAAGGAUCUAAGGAUGGAUAUUAUGUGGUGGUUGGGGGGAUUACUCCUACUCCUCUUGGGGAAGGCAAAUCCACCACUACUGUUGGUCUCUGUCAAGCUCUUGGUGCUUUUCUUGACAAAAAGGUGGUCACCUGCCUUCGCCAGCCAUCACAGGGACCAACAUUUGGAAUAAAAGGUGGUGCAGCUGGAGGGGGUUACAGUCAAGUGAUUCCGAUGGACGAAUUUAAUCUCCACCUAACAGGAGAUAUUCAUGCUAUAACAGCUGCAAACAAUCUUUUAGCUGCUGCUAUUGAUACCAGGAUUUUCCAUGAGUCAACACAGUCAGAUAAGGCUCUUUUUAAUCGCCUUUGCCCGCCGAACAAAGAAGGUAAGCGAAGCUUUAGUGAUAUCAUGUUCAGACGUUUGAAGAAACUCAACAUUGCCAAGACAAAACCAGAAGAUCUGACUCCCGAAGAAGUUACGAAGUUUGCCAGGCUCGAUAUUGAUCCAGAUUCUAUUACCUGGAGAAGAGUAAUGGACGUAAAUGAUCGGUUCUUAAGGAAAAUUUCUAUUGGUCAGGGUCCUGAUGAGAAAGGGAUGGUGAGAGAAACCGGGUUCGAUAUUUCGGUUGCCAGUGAAAUAAUGGCAGUUUUGGCCCUUACGACAUCACUGGCUGAUAUGAGAGAGAGGUUAGGGAAAAUGGUAGUAGGAAACAGCAAGGCUGGUGACCCUGUAACUGCUGAUGAUCUCGGUGUCGGUGGCGCUUUGACCGUGCUCAUGAAGGAUGCUAUUAACCCGACACUAAUGCAGACUCUUGAGGGAACUCCUGUUCUUGUUCAUGCUGGUCCUUUUGCUAAUAUUGCUCACGGUAAUUCCUCUAUAGUGGCUGAUAAGAUAGCUCUGAAGUUGGUAGGACCAGGGGGGUUUGUAGUCACAGAAGCAGGUUUUGGGGCCGAUAUUGGUGCCGAGAAAUUUAUGAACAUCAAAUGUCGCUAUAGCGGUUUAACUCCACAAUGUGCUGUAAUUGUGGCGACGAUAAGAGCGUUAAAAAUGCAUGGGGGCGGGCCACAAGUUGUUGCAGGGAGGCCUCUUGACCAUGCCUAUUUAAAUGAAAAUGUGAGUCUUGUAGAAGCUGGCUGUGUUAAUUUGGCCAGGCAUAUUGCAAACACCAAGGCUUAUGGUGUGAAUGUAGUUGUUGCUGUGAACAAGUUUGCCACAGAUACUGAAGCAGAGAUGAAUGCAGUCAAAAGCGCUGCUUUAGCUGCCGGGGCGUACGAUGCUGUUAUUUGUUCUCAUCACGCUCACGGUGGAAAAGGAGCGGUCGACCUCGGAAUUGCAGUUCAAAAAGCGUGUGAGAACGUAACAAAGCCAUUGAAUUUCUUAUAUCCGCUCGAUGUUAGUAUUAAAGACAAAAUAGAAGCUAUAGCCAAGUCCUAUGGAGCCAGUGGGGUGGAAUACUCAGAACAGGCGGAGAAACAGAUUGAGAUGUACAGUAGGCAAGGAUUUUCAAAUCUACCAAUCUGCAUGGCAAAAACACAAUACUCCUUCUCACACGAUGCUGCAGCAAAGGGAGCGCCGAGCGGAUUCAAGUUGCCGAUAAGGGACGUGAGGGCUAGCAUUGGUGCCGGCUUCAUUUACCCUUUGGUGGGAACCAUGAGUACAAUGCCAGGGCUCCCUACAAGACCUUGCUUUUACGACAUCGAUCUCGACACCGCUACCGGGAAGGUCAUCGGUCUUUCUUGAACGAGCCUUCCUCCCAAGCAGUUGCCUCGCCAUCUUUCUGGUAAAAGUUCUUGUCCAAGUACAUGUUUUUUUUGUUUAGUUUUCUCAACUGUUGUUAUUCCGGUCUAUCCUGUAAUGCAACUUUUGCUGAACUUUGAACAGUCUGAAGUUAUAUGUCCUAAAUAAAGUGGAAGGAGGGAAAUAAUGUGUGUGUGUUGUAGGGUGUAUUUCCCUUCCUUUGUUUAGAAUAUAUCUAUUUUGAUGGAGAAUAAUAGAAAGAGCCAUUUUCAAAUUGGUGGUA
Molecule: messenger RNA, 2408 nt
Organism: Cucurbita moschata (crookneck pumpkin)
Lineage: Eukaryota; Viridiplantae; Streptophyta; Magnoliopsida; Cucurbitales; Cucurbitaceae
Product: formate--tetrahydrofolate ligase
Exons: 5
Coding region: 218-2128 (636 amino acids)
Molecular function (GO): formate-tetrahydrofolate ligase activity; ATP binding
Source: RefSeq, a predicted model, not a curated record